Molecule: messenger RNA, 912 nt
Organism: Hydractinia symbiolongicarpus
Lineage: Eukaryota; Metazoa; Cnidaria; Hydrozoa; Anthoathecata; Hydractiniidae
Product: alpha-1A adrenergic receptor-like
Exons: 1
Coding region: 1-912 (303 amino acids)
Biological process (GO): G protein-coupled receptor signaling pathway
Cellular component (GO): membrane
Molecular function (GO): G protein-coupled receptor activity
Source: RefSeq, a predicted model, not a curated record
AUGGGUGGGAAAGCAUUUGAUUGUGUGCCACGUUUAUCGUUGCUAAAUUCGCCAAUGGCGGCCAUAUUUGGUGGUUCAUUUACCAUAUUUUCAUUGAUUGGCUUCGUCAUGAAUUCCCUGGUCUUGAAAAUACUACUCACGCCUAGCAAUAAAACCAGGACUAAUAGGAUUUUAUUAUCCCGUGUUGUGACGGAUCUGAUUACAGCUGUGGUUUUGGGACCACUUUUUAGCUGGCAGUUGCUCGACAAAUCUGCAUCGCAAGAUUGUCGCAUCGACCUCAUCAGACGGUACUGUGUUUUUGUUAUUGAAAGUACAUCCUACCUAACACUGGCUGUUAUUGUUCAUGAUAGGUGUAUUUUACUGACCAGAUUGAAUUAUUACGAAUCAUACAUGAGUAGAAGAAAGUAUAUUAUCUUAAUUGUUCUGGUCUGGCUUUUUCCCGUUAUAGCACCAUUUCUUGUUUACGUAAACUACGUGUUAUAUUUUUGUGCGGCUGGUCUAGUCUUUAUUGUCUCAGUGAGUUCACUUUUCGUGAGCUACUGCCGAAUAAAGAAAGCUAUGAAAGAACACAACAAAACCAUGCAAAAACACAAAAAGGAAUGGGUGUUGUACGAGAACACAUUGAACAACAGAUACAAAGAACAGCAUAGAAGAGAACUACUGCAUUUCAGAAUGGCAAAAAUGGUGUAUUUGUUGAUCAUUUGCUAUUUCGGUUGUGUCAUUACAUCAAACGUAUGGUUUGUACUACAUGCUAUUAGCAAGUUUAAGUCCAUUGUAACACCACGAUCAUCUCAACUAUUAUAUGUUUGUGCAUUUACAAUAUUUCAAAUCAACUCUUGCUUAAAUCCAUUUAUAUAUUUUCAUAAAAAUCCACAAUUCAAAAGAACUCUUCGUAAUAUGUUUAAAACAUGA